This is a messenger RNA of Ceratosolen solmsi marchali, 3501 nucleotides long. It is a transcript of the gene Dna2, whose product is annotated as DNA replication helicase/nuclease 2. Gene Ontology annotation, biological process: replication fork reversal. Gene Ontology annotation, molecular function: single-stranded DNA helicase activity; 5'-flap endonuclease activity. Gene Ontology annotation, cellular component: cytoplasm. Lineage: Eukaryota; Metazoa; Arthropoda; Insecta; Hymenoptera; Agaonidae. The transcript is spliced from 13 exons. The record is from RefSeq and is a predicted model, not a curated record. Bases 76 to 3465 code for a protein of 1129 amino acids.
AAAAGUAAUAAAGAUGAGUUUGUUAAUAUAGAAAGUACAGAUAAUGUUUCCUUGAAAAAGAGAAAAAAACAAAGCAUGAACUGUAUAGAAAAGCCAUCAAAAAUCAGGAAAUUAUCUAAUAGCAAUAUUUCAUUUGCAAACGUAGAGAAUAAAAAUGAUCAAGAAGUUGAGACAAAAAUAAGAGAAUCGUUGGUAAAAGAAUCGUCUCAAAAGACAUCUAGUGUUAGUUCAUCAUCAAAUAUAGAACUAAAUAGAAAAAACAAAUGUAUAUCGAUAAGCGAUGAUAGCGGUAAUACAGACAAUAUUUUAAAUUCUCAAGCAACAGAUACUCUUGAAGGAUUGGAUGAUCUUUUUGAAGAAGACUGGUCUUAUAAGAGAGAUACAUUAGAUGACUUGGAUGACUUAUUUCAAGAUGAAUGGUGUUAUGAAAAUGAGAGUACUAUUGAUUUUAGUACUCCAAAAAGAUGUAUUAUCAUUGACAUUAUUUCAGAUACAAGUAGUACAACUUUAUCAGUUAAAAAUACUAAUGAUGAAACGUUAGCAAUUGUAAAGUGUUUUGGAGUAUGGCAUUAUACAAAAAUUGAACCAGGUGAAAUAAUAGUUAUUAAAGCAAAAAAAGAGUCAAUAAAAGAAAAGUAUUGGAUUGUGGAUAACAACUUUGGAUGGAUUAUUAAUCAGCCGGAUACACUUAUUUCUGGUACAACGGUUGUUGGUGCAUUAUUUUGUAAUAGACGUUCUAUUUUUCAAGAAAAAUUUAGACUACUUGAAAAUUUGCCAUAUUAUGAAGGUGGAAAUAAUUUAAUGCUUAUUGGAAGUUUGACUCAUGAGCUUCUUCAAAUGGUGUUGGAUAAAGAUAUAAAAGAUAUGAAAAGUAUUUCUGGAUUAUUGAACGAAAUUCUAAAAUCAAAAAAUGCUAUUUAUAUGAUGUACAGUGCUGGAAUUUCUACAAGUGAUUGUAAAAAUUUAAUGCGACCUGCUGUUGCACAAAUAUAUAAAUUUAUACAACAAUAUAUAACAGGUAAUCGAUCAGAAAUUAUUGGUGCACAAAAUUUUGAUGGUAAAAUUGAAAAAAUCUGUGAUAUUGAAGAAACUGUUUGGAUGCCAACUCUCGGCUUGAAAGGAAAAAUUGACUUAACUGUCGAAGUUAGUAAAAAAUCAACAAAUAAAUCUUGUCCAAAUGUAGAAAGAAGAAUACUUCCUCUUGAGUUAAAAACUGGUAAAGUUUCAUUCUCAAAUGAACAUCAAGGGCAAUUAAUUCUUUAUGCAAUGCUGAUGGAUAUGACUGGUCGUAAAACAGAUUCUGGUUUACUUUUAUAUCUAAAGGAAAAUAUUAUGAGAGAAAUUACGGGAAGUGUUCAUGUUAGAAGAGAUUUAAUUACUUUAAGAAAUACAGUAGCUUAUUAUUCAACAAGGCAACCAACAAUAGUCAAAAUAAAAAAUAAGGAAACCAUUUUACCUAUGGAAUUACCAAAGCCCAUCGAUCACACUGCAUGUACUCAAUGUCCCUAUAAUGUUUUAUGCUGCACAUAUCUUAUGAAAGAAGAUAAAAAGGUCUUGCAUGAUAAUCAUCCUCUGAAAAUCCUCGAUAAUGAGAUAUCAAGUUAUUUAAGUGAGGAACAUACUGAAUAUGUAAUGAAGUGGAUUUCACUUUUACAACUUGAAGAAAGCCUUGAUAAUCGAGAUAUAGUUUCAUGGAAAGACGUUUGGACUAUAAAACCAUCAAAAAGGGAGAAAAAUGGUUCGUGCAUUAGUAAUUUAAAUUUGAUUUUUGUUUCUGAAAACGAUGGAAGAUUCUUACAUAAAUUUCAACGUAUAGAAAAUUAUGAAAAAGUAUCUAAAAUUAACACAUCAGAUUUUAACGAACAAGAUUAUGUGAUUAUUAGCACAAAUAAUAGAAUAAAUGUGUGUUCUGGUUUUAUAAAUAAAGUCACUCCGUCUGCUGUUUUAGUAUAUUGUGAAAAAGAUAUAAGUAAAGUUUAUAACGAUUCAAUAUUUCAUAUAGAUAAAUCUUUGUCUUCAUCAUUGCUGACUUUUAAUAUGUCACAACUUGGUGGUCUUUUAAAUAAUCAUAGUAUCUGUACCAAAUUACGUAAAAUUGUGAUAGAGAGACAGCCAGCCACAUUUAAUUCUGAGACGUCUGAUUUAAUUAUGAAAGUAGGCAAAGAUAUUUUUAAAAAAUUAAAUGAAGAUCAAAAGCAAGCGAUUUUAAAGACGUUAGCUGCAAAUGAUUAUUUAUUAAUAAAAGGAUUUCCAGGUACUGGAAAAACUGAAACUAUAGUUGCAAUUAUUGAAUUGUUUGUAAGAUUAAAUAAAUCAGUGCUAGUCACUGCACAUACAAAUAAUGCUGUUGAUAAUAUAUUAUUAAAAUUACUGGAACGUAAGAUUGACUUUGUACGUUUUGGAUCUAGUAAUAAAAUAAAUCCUGCUUUAAUUCACAUGUUGGAUGAUAAUAUAACUGAAAAUUGUAAUUCGCCAGAAGAUUUGCAUAACGUAUAUUGCAGUAAAAAAGUUAUUGGUCUAACUUGCUAUGGUACAAGUCAUCCACAUCUGUCGAAACGUAUAUUUGAUAUUUGUAUUGUCGAUGAAAGUACGCAAGUUUUGCAACCUACCAUUUUAGGACCUUUAUACUGUGCUUCUAAAUUUAUACUUGUGGGAGAUCCAGAACAACUACCCCCAAUUGCUAAAAGUGUCACAGCAAGAAAAUUAGGUAUGAAUGAAUCAUUAUUUUUUCGAUUAAAUUCAGAAAACAAUACUAUAUCAUUGCUAUUACAAUAUAGGAUGAACAAAUGUAUUAUGAAUACCGCAAACAAACUAACAUAUAAUAAUCAAUUACGAAUAGGAAAUGAAAUAAUUGGAAAUGCAACUUUACCCGUAACUAAUAAAGCAGAGUUCAAAUCAUGCGAAAGAUGGGUCAGGAAAGCUCUUUCAUUAGAGCUAGGAAAUUCAACAAUAUUUUUAAAUACAUCUGCUACGUACAACCUUGCUAUUGACCUAAAACAUACUGAAUAUAAAGGAAUAUGUAAUUAUUGGGAAGCUGCCAUUAUUAUACGACUAAUUAAUGUUCUUAAGAAUCUUGGUAUUGAUAAUAAAACAAUUGGAAUAAUUACACCUUAUAGAGCUCAGGUACGUUUAUUACGAGCAGUCCUUUUAAACGAUAUCGAAAUCAAUACUGUUGAUCAAUAUCAAGGUCGUGCUAAAAGUGUCGUUAUAUACAGUUGCACAAAAAGCAUAUCAACAGAUAUGGAAAUUCCAGAAUAUGAUAUUUUGGAAGAUCAUCAGCGUCUAACUGUGGCUGUGACUCGCGCCAAGCACAAACUUAUCAUUAUUGGAGAUUUGAAUACUUUACAACGAUAUACUCCAUUUAAUAAGUUAUUUGCGGCGUUAAGAAAAUGUGAACAAAUUUAUGAUUUACGAGAUGGCAUGGACAACUUCUGUUUUAAUGACUUAAUCAAGUUAUUGGAUUAAAUAAUUAAAAAUGAUAUACAGAUUUUUAACAUAAUU